AUGAAGAAUCAAAUCAAGAAAUUAAGACAGCAGGGUAAGAAUCCAGUAUUCUGUCAAGAAGUAACGAAUGAUGAAUUUGAUGAAAUCUUAGCAUUGCUCAAGGACAAUUAUCAACAAAAUUUGAAUGAAGCCGAGAUUUUAGACCUCUUGGCAACCUUAGCUAAUAUAAUAUUAAUUAAUAGGAAGCUCCAUUAUGAGCAUUUCACUCCAAAUUGCUCCAAAGAGCUAUUCAAAGUUAUAAUCAAUUUAAUAGAUGAUUCAACUCGCAAGCAGGAGUCAAAAAGAGCUGAAAGUAAAGAAUUCAACUUUGUAGCUGCGUACAGGUUAGUCUUUUUGAUAUUGUAUGAUAGCAAGGAAAUCAAUGAGCAGUAUCUUAAACACUCAAAUGAAGUGCUAAAAAGGGCAUUUACAUUUUACAGUAAAAAUUUCGAGCAGUACAAUAAGGAUACAAGUUAUCAAUUGAGCUUUAAUGAACUCUUGAAAUCAUUGUAUACUCUUUAUCACCAGCAUGCUGAUCUAGAUAAAUUAGUUGGCACGGCUGAAUGCAUUCAAGUUGCUAAUCGUGUGUUGAACUUCCAAAGGAUAGGAGCUGUCGGUAAAGAAUUGAAGAAACGAUUCACAGAUCUUGAGAUGAUGCUCAUGAAGAGUAUACUUAAUUUCAAUUUAAUACUUCUUGGGGAAUACAAACUUGAUGAUGGUGAUGAUGAUUAUGACGUUGGCCUAAUUCAUUCCCCACGACUUAGUGUAGAUGAAUUAAAGGAAUGCAGCCUUACGUUCACAAAUCUAGCGUACUUUUUAGAAUUUGCAUUGGAGCUGUAUGAUACCCAAAAUGAAAGCAAACAUACUAGCAAAAAGAGCAAUUCUGCCAUAGUGUUGGCUGAUUUAUUGGCAGUGUUGGCAAUUUUCCGUGUGGACUACAAGAGGAUUACUUCGUCAAUAAAUCAAUUAAACGAGGAUGGAAAGGAUGAGCAAGAUUCCUCAUUCACGAAGUCAGUUUUGGAACUUAAGCAACGAUAUUGGGAAUACUUCAUUCCCAGUGAAAAGCACAAUAAGUUAUAUAAUCAAUUAUUCCAGUUAACUCUACUUUCACAUCCAACAGUUUCUUUGAAUACAUCUGAAAUAACGCAUGCAGCACAUAUCAGAUCAUUGAUUUACGAUUUGUAUUUUGAACUUUGCAAAUCCAAUGAUCUACAAGGUGAUAAAAUUGAUAGUGACGGGCAACUUGAAUUGUUCUUACAAUUAUUUGGGUAUAGCCAUUCUAUCCCAUUCUUUCUAAAUUCUAACAGAAAAUCGCCUAGCGAGGAAAUGAAGCAAAGAUAUAUGAACCCUUCAAGCCAAUUUCUUCGAGAUUGUCCAACAUUAUCAACGUCAGGUAAAAAUUUACAGUCGCUGGAGAUCAUAGAUUCGCUAUUCAAUAGACAGUUCAGUUCUAUGUCUACAAGUGAACGGGAAAGACCAGAAAAGUUGGAAGAGCCCAUGACUCCGGAAGAAAAGGAGAGAGAGGCAGAAAAGUUAUUCACGCUACUUGGUAGAGUGGAAAAAGACCCUCUCUUUGAAGGAUUUGUAAAUCCAGUAAGAGAAUGGCAACAAUCAGGAAAGUUUGAAGAUAUCGAAUAA
Dujonia railenensis is the source of this 1617-nucleotide messenger RNA. The record is from the annotation of a GenBank genome assembly. Lineage: Eukaryota; Fungi; Ascomycota; Pichiomycetes; Serinales; Debaryomycetaceae.